AUGGUGGUGCAAGUGAAGGACAAAGUGAAGGACUCCACAGAUAUGAGCAAAUACCCUUCCGACGAGUGGAUUGUGUUCCAAUAUGUAGAUGGCCUCGUGGUAACUGGGGGCGGGACAUUCGAUGGUCAAGGAGCAUCUGCAUGGAGCCUCAACCAGUGUCUAAGAAGGCCCAUUGCAAACUCCUCCCUACCUGUUGGUAGCUUGGGCAAGCGUCCCAAGGAGGGUGAUGUGGAAGGGCUUCACGUGAAGAACUACACCAUCUCAGGCACCACCAAUGGUCCCUCACGAGUCAAGAUCAACAAUAUAAGUUUCAAGAACAUUAGAGGAACCUUGACUUCAAAAGUCGCAGUGAAUCUCUUGUGCAGCAGGGCAUUCCCUUGUAAAAAUGUUGAGCUCGAUGACAUCAAAUUGGAGUACAAUGACCAAGGGGAAGCUUCAACUGCUUCAUGUACCAAUGUAAACGAAGUCUCUGCUGGAGUACAAAUACCACCGACUUGCCUCUAG
This is a messenger RNA of Amborella trichopoda, 504 nucleotides long. NCBI's taxonomy places the organism in Eukaryota, Viridiplantae, Streptophyta, Magnoliopsida, Amborellales, Amborellaceae. The record is from RefSeq and is a predicted model, not a curated record.